This is a messenger RNA of Schistocerca gregaria, 3726 nucleotides long. RefSeq lists its product as uncharacterized. Bases 39 to 356 code for a protein of 105 amino acids. Lineage: Eukaryota; Metazoa; Arthropoda; Insecta; Orthoptera; Acrididae. The transcript is spliced from 3 exons. The record is from RefSeq and is a predicted model, not a curated record.
GCGGCCCUCACCGCGGAGUCCAGCAGCCACUCGCAGCCAUGCAGGUCGCCGCGCUGCUCAUCUGUCUGCUGCUGACCGCGCUGACGUCACAGGUUCAGGCUCAGCCCGAGCACUGGGACUUAAACUGGAGGGAAAAGGAUCCAGAGGACACUAUUUCCUCUUCAUCAGGGGAAGGUGCAUCAAAUGCUGAGAUUUAUGUAAGACCGGAAGUGCUACAACUGUUACGUCUUAGGAACAGACCCAUAAAAAAACACUUCAAUACUGUGCCAGCAUGGGUGCUAGGAAGUGAACAAGCAAAAUCAUCAGUGGUAAUUCUGCUGCCUGAAGGCUCAGCAGAUAAUGAACAGCUUUUUUGAUGUUCAGAUGGACAAUGGAAUUUAUUCUUUCAAAAAUUGUGUCAAUAGGAAAUAAAUAUGAAGAACAACAGACAUUUACAGUACCUUAAAGAAGUAAUAUGUUGCCAUUGAGCAGCUAUAUGUAAUAGGAAUAAUGCACAGAAUAGCAGAAAUCAGACUGAAACAUCAUAGUAUUCUGUUGUCAAACCUCAUCACAGCUCUUCCAAUCCACUUGUAUGAGCUUUUGCUUCUGAUUGGUUGAAAAGAAUGAACUGACAACACUGAAAAAUUAGAUAUAUAGUCUGACUGUAUCGAUUUCUGCAUGCAGUCAUCACUGUUUUCCUUCUUAGUUAUUUAUGAAUUUCAUGUACAAAGCUUAGAUUACAAGUGAGAAUAACUUUUACACACAUAAAAGUGAGUGAAAGAUGCAGUCAAAAUAUGUUGUACAUAUGGUGAGUUGACUUGAAUUCAUUUUAACUGUGUUUCUCUGUCAAGCUAAUAAACCAUCAUUUUCUUCAUUAUUCAUCCAGUUUCAGCAGUUACCCCAUUUCUGCUGGCCUGGUUAUCAGUUUCAUGUGUAUAUUUCUAAGAGACCUCUCAUGUAAGAAGAGAAAUUUUUAGUGAAUGAUCAUGUACCUUAUAGAAGUUCUUACAGCACUUGUCUUAAAUUAGAAAUCUUCAUUGGUAAUACCAGUUAAUUCUCUUCUUUAUGCUGUAUAAUAAUUAUUAUAAACAGAUGCAUCUUCAUUUUCAUUAUUUAUUAAGCAAGUAAGGUUUUGUACUUUCAGUGCUUAUAAAUAUGAAAAAACAGAUACUGUUACCAGUGUUUGCUGCAUUACACCAUCAUGGAUUGGAAAAAGCUUAUAAAUAUAGUACCUUACCACUCAGUUCUUAAAUUGUAAUGCAUCUAACUGUAUCUUCUAUUUUUAUUUCUCUAAAAAGUUUUCCACAUAAUAAGUAAAGUUUCUCACUUUGCCAUCACAAUUUGCUCUCACCUUAUUCAAUGUUGUUAUUAAAGAAGUGGCUUUCUUACUUUCUGCCUUAAUAAUUUGUUACAGGUACCUCUAUAAUUUUAAUUCCAUUCACUUUGAGGAAAAAUAUGUUUGCACAUCCCUGAUCCUACUUUAUCUUAUAUGUUUACCAAAGCAUGCCUUGCCGUAAAACUGAGCAAGUAUGACUUUUGUGUGAGUGCAGGUUUUGCCUAGUUAUAGUGGGCAAUAAGGCAAAUUUCCUGACAUUCCCAAGUAAUUUUCAUCAUUUAUAGUCUCCAAUUUAUGACACUGACUUUGUUCUGUUCUAAUGGAAGUAUAACUUUUUUUCUGUGACACUUGAAAGAAGCUUCUAAGAGAACUUCAAUGACAGAUCAUGUAUGGGACUUGAUCAACUAUUAUCAAGAUAACAGCACUGCAAACCAGUGUCCCACAACCAGGAGAAGAGGUUCCAUCAAUAUCUGCCCUCUUAUACUGAAUGUAAGCAAACACAAAACUCAGGUAUGGUUCUUGUGUUUACCUGAUUGCAUGAAGCCCACCAGUCUGUGUUCUGCUGUUGUAGCAAUCAGACAACUUGCUUGCAAAACUAUUGGGACAUUCACAUUGUGCAUUGAGCAUUGUUUAUGGUGAAUGUUGUGAAAGUGUUAGAAAGUGGUGCAGUUGUACACUGAAGACUGUCCAGAUUGUGCCAAGCAGUCACGAUCUGUCUUUGUAAAUGUUAUAAAUAAAGUUCUAUAAAUUUGAAGUGUGGAGAAUAAAAUAAGCCAAGGGAAAAGAAGAGCAACUGAUGAAAGAUAUUAAACUAACAUUUUAAAGGAGUAACACACAAUGUAAAUGUCACUAACUGGUAGUUCAGAAGUACAAGAGGUAUCAAUCAAAUGAGCAUUCUGCGAACACUGCAGUCCAUCAUAUUUCAUCUUCUUCAAAUUUUACUACAUCUACAGCUUCAUGGCAGUGACAAUCCAAAUCUGAUCACAGCCCUCUGAAUGUUAUCUACAAAAAGUGUGAAGUGAGGUGGCAUAUCUAAGCAAAAUUUUGUUUAAAGAAGAAGCAUCAUUUACAAACUACAGGCAAGUCAGUUUUCGCAAUAUUCACUAAUCAUUAGUUGAAAAUUGAUGCUGACUCAAUGGAUGCUCUUGGUCUUUCAAUAUUUGGUGCAUGUUUUUCAAGACCCGCAACACUGGUCUCUGUGUUGUUGAUGGAAUUCUAAAUACAUUCAAGUAAUGUGAGUUCAUAAGAUAUACUGCUGCUGCAGUUAUUGGAAGACACCCCACUGAACAUAAGGCAGUCAGUGUGGUACCAACAUGAUGGAUGUCCCUCUCAUUCCACACAUAUGUUGACAGGCCCUCUUAGGAGGACAUUUUGAGAGCAUUGGAACAGUUGUUCAGGAAAUGCAAAAAAGUCUACAGACUCACCAAACUUAACACUUCUACACCUUUAUUUGUGAUGAGAUUUAAGACAAGAAGUCUUUUACAAAACACUGAUGACUCCCAAAGAAAUGAAAUGCCUUAUAACACAUUGAUUCCAGAUGAAAUUCAAUGUGCAGUGCUAUUUCACCAGAAUCACUUUAUGGUGUGCAUCAGUGCUCAAGGUCAACAUUUUGAGCACAUGGUAUGAUAGCCAUGAUAAUGCACAUAAAAACCAUACCCCAAGUUCUGUCCUUGCUUACAUUUGGUGUAAUAGGGCAGACAUUCAUGGAACCUCUUCCCCUGAUGGUGAGACAGGUCCAUGGUGCUGUUAUCUUGAUACUGUUUGAUCAUGUCCCGUGCAUGUUAUGUCAAUAAAAAUUACUUGUGACUAUUGGGAAAUUCACUGUAUUGUCUGCUAUAACUUGAAAAAAUGUAGCAUCUCAAUUUAUUUAUUCAUUCUCGACAUAUUUGUGAUGGCGUGCCAUAGCUGCCUCAAUCUAUCUAGAGUAACUUCUAUUGCAGGUGGUGUAUAAUUGCCUUACUCCAAUCCAUAGAUAAUGAAUGAAUGUGGAUGAAUCAUAUGAGUUUCUGUUGUGCUGCUAGUGCAGUUUUGUGUUACACAGUAAUAACAAGAAACAUGUAAAUCCGAUACUUGUCUGUCAUUUUGAUGAUACGCAAGAUUCACAAACAUAUUUAUUAGUAGUGAUCUAUACCACUCAUAUAUAGUUUCAUUCUACAACACAAUUCUCACAGCUUAUUUUUCUGUUUUUAACUUUCUACCAAUUUUUCUUGGUAGAAGUACAUGUAUAAAGAACACAAAAUAAAUAUUCCUUUGUUAUUUUAAUUUUAAAUAGCAGCAACAUAAGAUUGCUUCUUGGAAUUUGAAAGACAAUAAAUGCCUCUAAGAAAAUCCUGUAUUCUUGUCACUAAUAACACUUUUUGUUUCCAACUACUUCUGCAUUUUAUAAUUAAUAAACAAAUAAAUAAAUUUUU